AUGAUGCCAUUCAUAAGGGAAGAACCAUGGCAGCGACUUCCGAAAAGGCCUUCCGAGAAAGCUCUCUCAAUUGUCAUCGCAGAGUAUCCUGAGCCAGCUCAGUAUCCAUUUAUUGACAAGACCCUUGAGACUCGUGUCGCUUUUGCCAUGGACGUCAUCUCGCGCAGAGAAAGGUUGCUCUCGUGUGACACUCCACUUCAUCAGACGCCACCUCUAUCUGCAAUAUUUACAUUCCACUCUGGAGGGCAUUAUUUACGACAUCGCAAAGGAGCGUUACCAAAACUUGAAUCCAAAAAAGGGAAGCUCGAUGGUCAGAUCGCUAAAAUUAACGAGUUACAAGCAAAGGCCGAUUAUGAAACUAAAGCUCCACUUGGCGUCCGGGCAAACAAUCAAGAAAAGAAAGAAACUCUCGAAAAAGAGCUCCAUUCACUCGAGGCCGCACUUUGGCUU
Molecule: messenger RNA, 450 nt
Organism: Mesorhabditis belari
Lineage: Eukaryota; Metazoa; Nematoda; Chromadorea; Rhabditida; Rhabditidae
Source: the annotation of a GenBank genome assembly